Molecule: messenger RNA, 447 nt
Organism: Arabis nemorensis
Lineage: Eukaryota; Viridiplantae; Streptophyta; Magnoliopsida; Brassicales; Brassicaceae
Source: the annotation of a GenBank genome assembly
AUGGACCAUGUGCGUAGAAAGUAUAAAACCCUAAAUAACCCAUCUUCCGAAAAUGCCAAAGACGGCGCACGGCUUGGUCGGAUCGUGAUCGAGCUCUUCGCCGACACGGUUCCACGUACGGCGGAGAAUUUCCGAUGCCUUUGCACCGGCGAGAGAGGAAUCGGAACACGGUCUGGCAUACCACUCCACUUCAAGGGAACAACCUUCGACGAUAUUGCCCCUGAUUUUACGAUCUAUGGAGGGAUUAACCCCGCUCGUAACCGGGCUCUAAUGGACUCGAUCUACGGUGGGCCGUUCGAAGACGAGAACCACGAGAGGAGCCAUGACCGUCCAGGUAUUGUCUCCAUGGCUAACGGUGGUCCAAAUACCAACGGAGCUUAUUUCUUCAUAUUAUUGGAGGAGCGUCCGUCGUGGUCGGUCAAGUUGUGGAAGGAUUGGAUCUGGUGA